AUGCCCCAACAACCUCUCCAACUUCCCUUCCCCAGCCCUACCCUCGCCGAUCUCGAAGAGACUAUGUGGCCUCGUGAUAGGGAAGACAACUCCGACCAUAGUCCGUUUUUCCUCCCUGGUAUAGGGUACGGUUUCCGUCAUCCUUCUGAAUCGCUCAUACGUUACUGGCCUCAAAAUGCCUUAAUGUACGGAUUCGAGGAGUUCUAUCCUCAACCUCAACAACCGCUCCACCCUAAAAAUCAUUGUCUUCAAUUACCUUAUUUGAACAAUGGGAAGGACAAAGUUAAACCUGAGGAAGUUGUAUAUCCUGCUUUUAUGUACAAGGUUUACAGUUACCUACUGAUCACUCAAGCGUACAAUCCAUUUGGCUCUCCACAUUUGGAUGAGAAGUACGAAGAGGAAGAGUUGUUUACCUCUAGACAUGCCCACAUGCCUCGAUGUCGACGAACUCAAACAAUAUUCGUAACGUGGCAGAUUGAACCUACAACAAAAGAAGCCAUUCUCGGUCCUUGUUGGGGUUGUCUCCGACGACCCGCGUCUCGUCCCUGUUUGGUCGAAGGUGCUCGUAUCCGUCCAUAUAAAUUUGGAGUACCUCAUCGACCGGUGAUGAGGGUCUAUCAUGCUGAUGGAAGACCUCAUCAAUAUGGUCCGCAGAAUAGUCCUGAUAUUCAAAAUGCCACUCGAGAAGAAUUUGAAAGAGCCAGCACGAGUCAUUCACCCUCUGCUGCUCUUGGUCGCCCAAAGACUCCCUUGGGACCUAACAGGAUCCAGCUAGGCCGAAGUCGUCCAAAUUGGAGACCUCGCAGUUCAAAUACGAGCGGAACCAGUGAGAAUGGGAAUACGGACGAACGUUCCCAAAUUGGCACUCAAGAGGAAAGUGAGAUCGAGUUCAAUCAAGCUAUGCAGGAAAGUCUGACGAGAGCUGCGAAGUGA
Tremella mesenterica DSM 1558 is the source of this 933-nucleotide messenger RNA. RefSeq lists its product as uncharacterized. NCBI's taxonomy places the organism in Eukaryota, Fungi, Basidiomycota, Tremellomycetes, Tremellales, Tremellaceae. The transcript has 6 exons. The record is from RefSeq and is a predicted model, not a curated record. Bases 1 to 933 code for a protein of 310 amino acids.